This is a messenger RNA of Drosophila obscura, 4055 nucleotides long. It is a transcript of the gene Mnn1, whose product is annotated as menin. The record is from RefSeq and is a predicted model, not a curated record. Gene Ontology annotation, molecular function: Y-form DNA binding; chromatin binding; transcription cis-regulatory region binding. Gene Ontology annotation, biological process: regulation of transcription by RNA polymerase II; negative regulation of cell cycle; negative regulation of cell population proliferation. Gene Ontology annotation, cellular component: nucleus; histone methyltransferase complex; chromatin. NCBI's taxonomy places the organism in Eukaryota, Metazoa, Arthropoda, Insecta, Diptera, Drosophilidae. The transcript has 3 exons. Bases 1149 to 3500 code for a protein of 783 amino acids.
GGUGUGCACACACUGCUGCAAAAAGGUAAACACAACGCAAUAAAGUCGGAACGGAAUUUUUAUUUACGCACUCGAACGAAAUAAGCAAAUUAAUUGAAACAAAUUGGCGGCAAAUCGAGUGCGAUUUAUUAAUUAAGCAAAUGUUGAAUGAUUUCAUGUAGGAUUCAUAUAUAUUUCUGGUUAAAUCAAGAAACUGCGUGUCAAGUGUAAAUUACUUGUGGGCGGGGGUGGCGGUGCAGAGCAUUAACCAACCAAAAAAAAGAAGUGUGGUGGAGUGGAGAGAAGAGAAGAGCAGGUCAUAAGCAAACGAAACGCAUGUCAAGCGCGACGACAAAAAUCACCUGCCCAAAAGCCGAUUUCUGAUGACGUGGGCUGCAAAACGAAGGACAGCCAGCAGUCAAACGACGACGACAGGAUAUACACAUAUUUUUCCAGUGCACACACACACACACACAUGAGUAUGCAACGCAACAAACCAGUUGUUGUUGCAUAUAAGUGCAAGUGAAGGAAGCAGCAGCAUAAAGUGAGCGAAAAUCCUGCUUCCAGAAUAACUGCACAGCAGAAGAGCAAGAGGAGACGAACAGAAGCAUGGAAUAAAGGUGCAUAUCUGGAGAGGAGGCUAAGAAAAGUUAAGAAUAAGUGCAUACCAGCAGAAGGCAAGGAAUAACUGCACACAAGAAGAGAGCAGAGAGUGAGAGAGACAAGGAGUGCACACCUGAAGAAGAGCGGAGAGAGGCAAGGAAUAAAGUGCACAACCGCACUCACAUACAGAAAAGGAGCAAACACAGGCAAACACAAACAAAAAGCACAAAAAAAAAACCAAGAGAAAAAGUACAAGAAAAAGGGCCCACGGACACGACGACACAAGGUGGAAAAGUAAAAAAGUUGUUUGUCAACUUGUUGGUCGCUCAAAUGUGGCAGCCACAAAGAGUGGCUGCUGGCUGGCUGUACAGCUACCAAGUGGAAUCCCAAUCCGAUACCGAAACCGUCGCCGAUUCCCGAUCCUCGAGUCAUUUCAAAGGCAGCAACGCCUGCGGCUAGAUCGAAACGGGCAACAGGAAUAUCUCUUGUGGAAUACUCGCAUUCACUCCCCCCUCGGCAACACCCACGCGCAGCAACAGCUCCCGCCCACCCCCCUCGGCCACACUAUGUCAACGGUCACGCGGAGCGCCAGCGCCAGCCCCAUGGCUCUCAAUGGCAUCAUCGACGCCAGCCUCUUUCCGCUCAAGUCCACCGCGGAUGUUGUGAAUCUGUUCCGUCGCGCCCUCACCUCCGGGAUUGAGCCCGAUCUGACCCUGCUCUCCAUUGUCGUGGGGUAUAUCGAGCUUUCGCUGACCACGGGAGAGGCGGCGUCUCAGGCGGCCGCGGCAGCCGCUGCCGCCGCCGCUGCUGCAGCAGCUGACAUGACGCAGGCGGCGACAGGCGGCAGCGACGUCAUCAUGGGCAACAGCGUUCCCUUUCCGGUGGUGACCCACGAGCUGAUUGCGGGUCUGUACAAGAAGUUCCAGACAAUCCUAUCGGUGGUGGAGAAGCCAAAGCCACACCGCCAGGCCACGCGUGAGAUAAUCAAGAAGGUGUCUGACGUUAUAUGGAACUCGCUGAUCCGCAGCAGCUACAAGGAUCGGGCCCACUUGCAGAACCUCUACAGCUAUCUGUCGGGCAACAAGCUGGACUGCUUCGGUGUGGCCCUGGCCGUGGUGGCCGGCUGCCAGCUGUUGGGCUACAAGGAUGUGCGUUUGGCCAUCUCCGAGGACCAUGCCUGGGUGGUGUUUGGCCAGAAACGGGUGGAGACCAUCGAGGUGACGUGGCAUGGCAAGGGCAGCGAGGACAAGCGGGGCCAGGACAUACGCCCCGGAAUUGAGUCGGGCUCUUGGCUCUAUCUCGGCGGCCUGGCGGUCGUCUGCGAGCGUGGCAUGGAGGUGGCCGCCAUCUGUGCCGCCCUCAACAUCUCACUGACGGCCAACAGCGAUUGCGUGGAAGUGGCCGAGCUGCAGCAGCAGUUGCUGUGGCUCCUCUACGAUCUGGGGCACCUCAAGCGGUAUCCCAUGGCCCUGGGCACUCUCGGCGAACUGGAGGAGAUCCAUCGGACGCAUAGCAGCAUCACGUGCGAGCAGCUCUACCGCGAGGCCAUCGAUUCGGCGAGGACGCACUACCGCAACCACCAUGUCUAUCCGUACACGUAUCAGGGCAACUACUACAACCGUCUGCUCAAGUAUCGCGACGCCUUCGCCGCCUGGGCCAAUGCCGCCGACGUGAUCCGCCUGUACACGUACCAGUGCCGCGACGACGAGGAGAUCUACAAGGAGCUGCUGGACAUUGCCAACGAGCUGAUCCCCUAUGUGAUGAAGACGGAGAGCUCGGGCCAUUCGGCACGCAGCAUUCUGCGGGAUGCCGAGGUCUUUGCCAAUCUGCUGCGAUUCUACGAUGGCAUCUGCCAGUGGGAGGAGGACAGCCUAACACCCAUUCUGCACAUAGGCUGGGCCAAGCCGCUGGUCAAUAAUAUAACCAAAUUUGAUUACGAUAUACGCUCUCAGGUGGUCAUCAAGCUGCCCGAGGAUCUGGAGGCUGAGCAGGCACAAGCGGCCGCAUUGGAGGCUAAAGAAGCGGCUGCUGCCGCGGCGGCAGCUGCUGCUGCGAUGGUGGCGGCAGGAGCAGAGGCUCUCGAGGGAAAUAACAACACCGUGGUAAAGAAGGACGAGAAGACAAAAUCUUCGGAGCUGCCGACGACAUUGGCUGAUCUGACCGCCGCCUGUGGCGAGAAGAUACUCAAUCCGGAUUUCCUGCUGCAGGGCGGUGGUCAGCCUUUUGCAGAGCAAAAGCAGCAGACAUCAUUGGGGGACACGGAGAUCACAGAGCCCCACAACAACAACAACAACAACAACAAUAGCAAUAGCAAUAACAACAAUCACCACAAUGCUGAAAAGGAGGCUACAAAAACAACAACAACAACCACAGCAUCAGUAACCACUAGCAAUGGAGGCAGUAGCAGCAGCAGCAGCAGCAGCGGUCACUGCCACUCCAUUGCCAUUCAGUUACCAGUUACUAGUGAGGCAAGCCAUCAUGCUGUCCAAACCCAAACGCAAACCCAAACCCAAUCACAGCACAAAGAAGCUAAACCAGAGCCAGAGGCGACUGCACCCGAUGAUUAUGAUCCCUUUGAGAUAAUGCUCAAGCGUCCGGUGAUUGCGCUAUACAGUCAAAAGAUGAAGGGCCUCAAGGAUCUGCUGCUAGCCGAGAAGCUCAAUACGCACGCCAUAUCGCUGCAGGUCACGGCCCAGUCGGUGGCCUCGCGGAAGGUGCGUGGCGUGGCCGAGAAGCAAUCGGCGGCCACCAUAUCCGCCACCAUCACGGCCAUUGCAUCAUCAUCAUCGGCCACAGAUGGUGGUGUGGGGGCUGGUGGUGGCGGCAGUGGAUCAGCGGGAGGAGCAUCGCUAGGCGCCUCUUCGCCAGGCGGAGAUUCAAUAGCCGCCUCGCGGCCGAAGCGAACGCGUCGCGAGUAAACUUUGUUGUCUUGUAUCGAUAUAAUACAAAAAAAAAAAAAAACAAAACCUUUAUUAUCCAUAUUCGAGUAUAUAUAUAUAUAGAUGCAUACAUAUGUAAAUAGGAUGUAUGCUGUCAUAUUUUUGAUGUUUGAUGUGUAUUUAUGUAGUUCGUAAGCGCAAAAGAAAUCCGUUAGAGAACGCCUAGCGUUUUAAAAACAAUAUAAAAAGAAAACUAAAUGGCAACAAAAAAAGAAAAAAAGAAAUAAAAAAGAAUUGUAAAAGGAAUAAAACCCUAUAGACAGAGCCAGACAGAUGAUCCAUUAACAGGCGAUCCACACACACAGAAACACCAGAAACACACACAAAAUGAAGCAAGCACUUUGAAAUGAAACGAUCUAAGCUAUGCUAAGUAUUUAUAAUGUAUUUUUUAGCUGUUAUACUUUUACUCUUUGUAUUUAUUGCUACUAUCUAUCGUAUUGGCUCCCACUACAACCUACAGUUUUUUUAUGUUUUAUUGAUUGUUUAAGCGUAACUUUAUUGGUGCUCUACUUUGAAAACGAGAAACAGAAAACA